AACAUAUACUCUCUUGUCUCUAACAUGGUUUAAACGCAGUUACCAGUACCACAGAGGCUGAAAACUAUCGGUUAAUGAAUUCGUCACCGAGGUAGUUCCGCCCAUGGAAGCGUCUCCAAUUGUUUCAGCCAAUAAGGAGUGACGCUAAACUGCUGCUAGCCAACGGCGGACGCUAACGCUGCAGAGUUCUGUAACUAGCACUGUAGCUGGUUGCUAAGGGAAUGAUCGGCUAACGGGACAGACAUUCCGGGAUGGAGAGAGGAGGGAACCGGAGUAACGUGUCCAGAGAUCCAGGGUUUAUGUCUCUCACCAGCUUACACAGAUCUUUCCCAUUACUUUGACAGCAUCAUGGAGGAUGAACAUGCAAAGCUCCGCAAACUGAAGCUGGAUAACCAGAGGGCUCUUCUGGAGCAGAAGCAGAAGAAAAAGCGUCAAGAAAUCCUUAUGGUCCAGCCAAACCAUGAAACAAAAAAUCGUCGUGCCAAGCCCCAAAAGCCCCCAAAGUGUGAGGAACAGACCCCACUUGUGCAGUCUACCAAGCUUAUGAAUAAUGUCAUCUUCAAUGGAAUUGAUGGUCCAGUUGAAUUCUUUAGUACGUCAAAUGAAAGUUUGCCCACCAAAAUCCAAAUCCUGACUGUGGGAGAGACUUGCACGGACGACGAGCUUGAAACAGACACAACCAGUCCUAGUUCCUGUGAGGAGAAGCUCCGCCCCAGCUCGGGCAAAAAAAAGCCUAAUUUUGAGUCUGGUGACAGCACAAAGCACCCUAGGUCAGGUGAGGGGAAGCCCCGUACAUUUUCAAGUGAUGGCAAACCGCAUCGUCCCAGCUCAAGUGACAGAGAUCGUUGUACAGAGUCUUUUAAGGGGGAAAUGCAAACAGACCCAGAAGUAUCAAAGCAAGAUCUUCAGCAGAAGCUGCAAAGCAGAGGUAUUUUAGACAGCAUGAAUUUUGAUGAAAAUGACUCAGAGGGGAGUGAGGAAACAGCUAGAAAUACACCACUAAGCUCAGCUUCCAGCAAAAAAUCUCUUACGGAAUCUGGAUUUGCAGAGACAUUGCCCGUUAGUCCCUCUGGAGACAUAGAGGAAAUUGAUGACCUAAAAGAAUUUGUUUUGCGACCUGCACCUCGUGGAAUCACUUAUAGAUGUCGUAUCAGUCGAGAUAAAAAGGGAAUGGAUCGUGGACUGUACCCUACAUAUUAUAUGCACCUGGAAAAAGAUGAUAACCGUAAGACCUUUCUUCUUGCUGGGCGAAAGAGGAAGAAAAGUAAAACCGCCAAUUACCUGAUUUCUGUCGACCCAACAGAUCUAUCUCGAGAGGGAGACAACUUUAUUGGCAAACUUCGAUCCAACCUGAUGGGGACCAAAUUUACAGUGUUUGACAGUGGUGACAACCCAAUGAAAGCACAAGAGAAUGGAGAUUCUCGUCAAGAACUGGCAGCGAUUUGUUAUGAGACCAACGUCCUUGGUUUUAAAGGUCCUCGCAAGAUGACCGUUUUGCUUCCAGGGAUGAAUGUUAAUCAUGAGCGGAUUCCUUUUCAUCCACAAGACGAUUCAGAAAGUCUGUUAGGGAAAUGGCAAAGCAAUUGUCAGGAGAACAUUAUUGAGAUCCACAAUAAAGCACCAGUGUGGAAUGAUGACACUCAGUCAUACGUCCUAAACUUUCACGGCCGUGUUACGCAGGCUUCAGUUAAAAAUUUCCAGCUCGUUCAUGACAAUGACCCGGAUUACAUUAUCAUGCAGUUUGGCCGAGUAGCUGAGGACCUCUUCACUUUGGAUUACAGUUACCCAAUGAGUGCACUGCAGGCAUUCUCUGUGGCUUUAUCCAGCUUUGACAGCAAGCUUGCGUGUGAGUGAAACAAACUACCAGCAAGCAAAUAAUAUAGAUAUAUAACGUGUAAAUAGAAAACGUUCAUCUGCUGCUUUUAAAACCAUUCCAACACAUAAAACCACUUAUAGGUAGACAUAAACAUCCGUUUGCCUUUUCGAAUGCAGUAAAUCCAAACAGAUAAUACAACUCAAAUAACGUUUCAUUAAAUAAAAAGGCUAUAUUUCACAUUAAUAUAUCAGGUGUAACCAUUCCUUGGUCAUACAGACCUUUUUAAAAAAAUACAAAUAAAUAAAAAAAAACUAAGCUCUGGCACGUAUUUAGUCACACACAAUGUAUUCUUCAAAUUGUAUGUACCUUUGCACAAAAUUAACAAAUCAUAUUGGAUCCAAAUGGUUUAUUUCAUUUAAAAAAAAGAGAAAAAAAAACGCUAACUUUUAUAUUUUGUAGUAAUCUGCCACAUAUGUGUUUUCUUGGCAUUAAAAAUAAAUACAUAAAAGAUGUUUAUGGGCCCCUAUGAGCCCCGCUAACAAGAUCUGCUCCAAAUGGAUCUCAGAAGCUCAAAAGCUAGGAUAUUCCUACAGAUAGGUAAAAAUAUGCUUAAUGUACUAUUCAAAUAUGAAUUUAACUAAUCAUUUGACUUUGUGAAAUAGCCUACAGGAUUGCUAUCUCAUAUCAUCUAAAUUUUAUAUAUAAAAAAAAAGAACCCAAAGACAUGCACAGAGUAAAAACAUAACAGCACGUAUAUUUGUUAUUCAAUAGUAUUAAACUGCAAAAGUACAACAUCUGUAAAAUAUAAAUGAAAAAGAAGUAGCACUAAUUACAGCUCCGGCCAUGUUUAUUUUGCUUUUUGUAAUAUGGGCUCGUUUAGUAGUUAGUGCAGAGAGAUGCGCUACUGCAUUCAGCAUUUCAGCUUUUUACCUCUAUGCCUGUGACCCAGCGCUGUCAGGUUUUUUUUCUGACAGAUUUCAAAUAGUUCAAUUUGCCUUCCCUUGUAUCAUGUGUCAUUAGCCAAUAACAAAAUGCAUAUAUGUAUACACUGAAUUCUUGCACAUGCUCCGUAGGAGUUGGUGCCCCAAAAUGUGUGCAUAUAAAAAGAUUGUGCAUAUUAUGGUAAUGGAAGUGAAUUAGAAACUUUGUUGUUUUGUUUUUUUAUUCCGUGCUCUAUUUGAAUUGUGAAAGUUUUUAAUUUUGAUUUUAGUGUUCCUUUAAUUCCAACCUUGCGCUUAACUGUAUAAAAAAAAAUACCUCAUAAAGUUCAUUUUUAAUAAAUUGACAGAAAAAUGCACUAAAAUUGAAGUCAUCUUUAUCAAUUCAAUAACCAUUGUGCCUUUUUCCUUUAUAUUUUUAAAAGAUUUUAAUAUAUAUGAAUCCCCAAAUCCAAACAGCUAAAGUAUAACCCAAAUAUAUAUUUAUAUAUACACUACAAACCUAAUGGAAAGGAUAAUCUAUAAAUCUGUAUGAUAAUACAAAUAAUCGAUCAUAAUCUCCAAAUGUGGUUUUAAACAAAAUAAUCUAAACCCCUUUGAGUAAGGCAAGUUAUCAAUUGUUUUAGAGAAAAAUCUUACUCUUCACAAAGGAGCAGUAUACACUUCCCAUAGGGUGCACACGGCCAUUUUCAGAAUAAAUGAGCUCUCAUUGCAAGAUUUAAAAAAAAAAAUGCUAUCUCAUGAUUAUCUCAUAUUGUAUAUUUUCACUGUUGUUUCAAUAAAUGUGAUACAAAAAAUAAUCAAA
This is a messenger RNA of Bombina bombina (fire-bellied toad), 3559 nucleotides long. Its product is annotated as tubby-related protein 3. NCBI's taxonomy places the organism in Eukaryota, Metazoa, Chordata, Amphibia, Anura, Bombinatoridae. The transcript is spliced from 11 exons. Gene Ontology annotation, biological process: protein localization to cilium. The record is from RefSeq and is a predicted model, not a curated record. Gene Ontology annotation, cellular component: cilium. Bases 349 to 1854 code for a protein of 501 amino acids.